UGUUCAAUUAAAUGCAAAUAGUCGUCGGUGGCAGCACUCCCACAGGCCAGUAAGUAGCGGAGCGGAAGCCCUCGCUCGAGUGUUCAUCGUUUGUCGCGGAAAUUCGAAGAUUGUUUGCGAAUGAAAAGUGGUGACUGAUGGUAGAAGUCGGCCACCAUCGUUACAAAGCUGCAUAAUUGGCGUUCGCACCAAUCGGCGAUAAGGCGUCCCAUUCCGUGAGAGGUGAAAAAUAGUUACAUGCUAGCAUCUUAACCUCGCUCGGUGAUCGUGCGACUCGAGGUGAGCUGCACCUUCGUGAUCUCACGGCUUUCCUCAGCAGCGCGCUGCCGAUCUCCAGUGUAAACGGAAUAGGAAAUUCCUUCAAGUUGGUAUCACUCAUCCGAUUGUUGACCGUAGUGUGUCGUCAUCAAGUACAGCGUAUCGGUUGUAUUUCGGUCCGUUUGAUCUCUCUGUGUGUGGAUUUGUGGGUACGUGUGAGGGAGUGUGACGAGAGGAUCUACAUCCGCCAAAUGGCAUCGUGAAAAGAAAACGAAAAGUUUGCUCCAGUGUCCGAUAACGUCACACCCUUCACAGCAGCACCAAAAGCGGUUCCAAAGAGGACCCCACCAAAGCGGGGCCCAUAUUAGCGCGGAAAGAAAGGGUGGUGCAGGACGGAAGGAAGGAAGAGAAAAAGGCGAAUAAUCGACAUUGACGAUAGUGAUGAAGUGAUACGGUGGCCUAAUCGCUAUUGUGUAGGCGUGCGUGCUUGUGUGCGUGUCGACUGUGUGCUUGCAUUUGCGAGUGUGUGCGUGGAUCACGCAUCCGCUCUGGAUAGAGAAGUAUCAAAUACGCUCCCACCGACCGGACACAAGUGAGGAAUCGCCCCUCUCCCCAACACAUUACCCAGCGGCAAGUGCUCUCGGGAAGGGUGCGCGAUCAGCGAAAAUAGUGACACGAUUGUGCGACUGUUCCACUACCCUUUGAUCGCGGUGUAAACACAAACACAAGCACAUCGAGUGCAGGCCGACUCUAAUUGAUCGUCGGAGAACUUCCAGCGGGUCUGCUAACAAGCAUUGCGUGCGAUCGUGCGUGCAUCCAGCAUCGUCAUCGGCAACAGCAUUUGAACCCCACCAGCGCCGGAGAGAACACGACACACACAGGGUUGCGAGCAUUGCAACGAUCGUCAUCUGACCGAUCUCCCGCCAUCCAGUUGGAAGCGAACGCAUCAAGCAACCCUCGACGAUCACUAGCCACGAUGAAUGAACUCGAAGCCCUGCGUACGGAGGCGGAAACGCUGAAGAAUGCGAUCCGCGAUGCACGAAAGGCGGUAUGCGAUACAUCGAUGGUGCAGGCCACGGCCCAGCUGGAGGCGGUUGGGCGGAUUCAACUACGCACUCGCCGGACUCUGCGCGGUCAUCUGGCAAAGAUCUAUGCGAUGCACUGGGGCAGCGACUCACGAUACCUGGUGUCGGCCUCGCAGGACGGCAAGCUGAUCGUGUGGGACUCGCACACCACCAACAAGGUGCACGCCAUCCCGCUGCGCUCGUCCUGGGUGAUGACGUGCGCGUACGCCCCGUCCGGUAACUAUGUUGCGUGUGGCGGCCUGGACAACAUCUGCUCGAUCUACAACCUGAAGACGCGCGAGGGCAACGUUCGCAUUGCGCGGGAACUCGGGGGCCACACUGGCUAUCUGUCUUGCUGUCGCUUUCUGGACGACAACCAAAUCGUGACCAGUUCGGGCGACAUGUCGUGUGCUCUGUGGGACAUCGAGACGGGUCAACAGACUACCUCUUUCCAGGGGCACACCGGUGAUGUGAUGGCCCUGUCAUUGGCCCCGCAGGGGAAAACGUUCGUGUCCGGGGCAUGUGAUGCGAAAGCAAAGCUGUGGGACAUCCGCGAGGGCCAGUGCAAGCAGACAUUCCCGGGCCACGAGAGUGACAUUAAUGCGGUGGCAUUCUUUCCGAACGGAUUUGCAUUUGCGACAGGUUCGGACGAUGCGACCUGCCGGCUGUUCGACAUCCGGGCCGACCAGGAGUUUGCGAUGUACUCGCACGACAACAUCAUCUGCGGCAUCACGUCGGUCGCGUUCUCCAAGUCGGGCCGCCUGUUGCUGGCCGGCUACGAUGACUUCAACUGCAACGUCUGGGAUACGAUGAAGGCGGAACGGGCCGGCAUCCUGGCCGGGCACGACAAUCGGGUGUCCUGUUUAGGCGUCACGGAGAACGGUAUGGCCGUGGCGACCGGUUCCUGGGACUCAUUCCUGCGUGUGUGGAAUUAGUGAGGUAACAGUCAGACGGAGUUAUGAGUUGCACGAGAAUCGCAGUGAGUAGUGCAAAAGGAUAAUUACCAGAGCCAAAAUGGAGGUGAAGCUCCUUCCAAAGGGGGGAAAGAUGUUUCAUUUUCGGUCAUUGUCUUUUUAAAAUAUAUUUUUGUAAAAUCGUUAACUCCCACCGUGAUCGUGCACAAACGUUUGUACCAUGCAGUGAUCACAGUCAUUUGAUUACCAAAACAGUUCAUUUGACGAUCAAGUGAUUUUCGCGCAGCAAUUGAGACAAUGCUGAUUCGGAUUAUGACUGCACAAAAUGACGGUACGGUCGGUCACACUAAGCUGUUCUCAACUGUGCCCAUGUGGGGCAGGUAAGAUGUUUACGAGGCCCGUGAUGCCUUCCAAAGCGCACAAUUUCUAACUAUCCGAUAGCCGGGGCAGGCAGAUUUGGUUCAUUUUUAAAUCCUCCUUUGUACGAUCCUGUUUGUGUCAGUGUCGCGUGUUGAGUAAAUAUUGUCCCGUACGUGAGUAAGCAAACGAAAUCUGUUUAGAAAGAGCAAAGUUGGCACAUGUGCUCUGCAUGUUCGUAAGAUAGCAUUUAAGUUUUAUGAUUUCCGAUUUGAUUUUCGUCAGUCAGAAUUGUUCUCCGAUAACUAGGAGUCUCUAUACGGCCCGAAAUCGUUAGAAGGAAGGAACGAUCGUUCCUUAAGAUCGCAAACGUUUUACAUUCUUUUAGGCCAAACAAAGACCAUCGAAGAGGCGCAGCUUGUCUAUUAAAUAUAUAUUGAAUAGAUAUGAAGAACACCUAAUUUAUAUCGUGGCAUUACCUUCUAUUAAAUAGCAGUCCCCUGUAGGGCGAAAGCAUCGUGCAGAUUGGGUAAAACGAUCAAUGAGGAUCAGAGAAAAACAUCACGGACAUAUCGCGCACAAACACCUCAUUUCCGUAAGUUCAUUUUCGUUUCAUUUAUUUAAAAAAUACACUUUUAAAUCCUGUUACAUUAAACGGCGAUGGGAGCAAAAAACGGGACAUGAAGUGGCCACGCACGACCACAUCCACAAGCACGCAGCAGCACAUGUAAUAGGGCAAAGUUAAAACUGCAAACAUACUGUACCCAAUUAGCCAGGACAUCGCCAGCUGAUAUAGGAUUGAUCGAGGGAAUAUUGUAGCUAUAGCGCAUACCAAGUUAAUUAAUAAAUUACGUGGGUUGAAACGAACAGGGCAGGGCCACGAAGCGGCGAAAUGGCAUCGAACAGCAAGGCAAAUCAAACAGCCGCCAGUAGGAACGUUGUUAAUGGACCAUUGCGGAUUUCGUUGUUAGAUGAAAUUUCGUUUUAAAUUCAUGAAUAAAGUCUCAUAUUAUGUA
Anopheles bellator is the source of this 3609-nucleotide messenger RNA. RefSeq names its product guanine nucleotide-binding protein subunit beta-1-like. Gene Ontology annotation, molecular function: signaling receptor complex adaptor activity; protein binding. The record is from RefSeq and is a predicted model, not a curated record. The transcript is spliced from 2 exons. Gene Ontology annotation, biological process: G protein-coupled receptor signaling pathway. NCBI's taxonomy places the organism in Eukaryota, Metazoa, Arthropoda, Insecta, Diptera, Culicidae. Gene Ontology annotation, cellular component: cytoplasm; heterotrimeric G-protein complex. The coding region runs from base 1235 to 2257 and encodes 340 amino acids.